Archocentrus centrarchus (flier cichlid) is the source of this 2882-nucleotide messenger RNA. RefSeq names its product scinderin like a (gene scinla). The transcript has 18 exons. Gene Ontology annotation, cellular component: actin cytoskeleton; cytoplasm. Bases 132 to 2270 code for a protein of 712 amino acids. Gene Ontology annotation, biological process: cell projection assembly; actin filament severing; central nervous system development. The record is from RefSeq and is a predicted model, not a curated record. Gene Ontology annotation, molecular function: phosphatidylinositol-4,5-bisphosphate binding; actin filament binding. Lineage: Eukaryota; Metazoa; Chordata; Actinopteri; Cichliformes; Cichlidae.
CCGUUCUAGCUCUUUUUGCCUUUAAAGCAGAGCGCAGCUCAGGGAAGCGGGCGGAGAACUGGAAGAGCAUCGCUGCAGCUCCUUCACAUCCAACAUCUGACUACUGUCUACAGCAGGUCCUCAUCAUCACGAUGGUACACAAAGAGUUUCAGACUGCAGGGAAGAAGCCUGGCCUGCAGGUGUGGCGGGUGGAGAGCAUGGAUCUGAAACCCGUCCCUCCUGAACUCUAUGGAGACUUCUUCAUCGGCGAUGCUUACAUCUUGCUCCACACCACCAAGGCUCCUUCUUACAAUGUCCAUUCGUGGAUUGGCGAUGAAGCUUCUCAGGAUGAGAGUGGGGCGGCUGCCAUUUUCAUAACUCAGCUGGAUGACCACCUGGCCGGAGCUGCAAUCCAAUACAACGAAUUUCAAGACCGAGAGUCGAUCACCUUUCUGAGCUACUUCAAGUCAGGCAUCAAAUACAAGAAAGGUGGAGUUGCCUCUGGCUUCAAACAUGUGGUCACCAAUGACGUAGCUGUUAAACGCCUGCUGCACCUGAAAGGCCGUCGACCGGUCAGAGCCACGGAGGUGGAGCUGUCCUGGAAAAGCUUCAACAAAGGAGACUGCUUCAUCAUUGAUCUGGGGAAGAACAUCUACUGCUGGUUUGGCAGUGAAGCGAAUCACUUCGAGAAGCUCAAAGCCACUCAGAUGGCCCGAGAUAUCCGUGACAAUGAGCGAAACGGCCGUGCUGAGGUGCACACGGUCGAUGAAGGUGCUGAGCCGGCAGCUGUGACUACGGAACUCGGAGCCAAACCCGACCUCCCACCAGGAAGCACCGAUACAGAUGUUGAAACGACAAACAGGAACAAGGCGUCGCUUUAUCUGAUUUCUGAUGCUGCUGGCACCAUGAAGACGUCUUUGGUGGCUGAUAAAAACCCAUUCAAACAGGGCAUGCUGUCCCAGAACGACUGCUACAUCCUGGACAAUGGAGUGGACAAUCAGAUAUUUGUCUGGAAAGGACGCAACGCAAAUAAAGAAGAGCGCGCAGCAGCGAAGGCUGCUGCAGACAAGUUCAUCGCAGAGCACAAUUACUCCAGUAAAACUCAGGUCCUGAUAGUGCCAGCAGGGAGUGAGCCCACCUUGUUUAAGCAGUUCUUCUUCAAAUGGUUUGAAGGGAAUAUCACAGGCCCGGGUCAGACCUACACAGUAGGUCGUAUCGCCAAGGUGGAGCAGAUUCCCUUUGACCCAUCCAAGCUCCACAACAACCAUGCCAUGGCUGCCCAGCAUGGCAUGGUCGAUGAUGGCUCCGGGAAGGUCCAGAUUUGGCGUGUGGAAGGAGGGGAUAAGGUUCCUGUGGAUAAAUCCACCUAUGGGCAGUUCUUUGGAGGUGACUGUUACCUGCUGCUGUACUCUUACAACCACGGAGGCAGAGAGAGGCACAUCAUCUACACAUGGCAGGGGCAGAAAUGCACUCAGGAUGAACUGGCUGCUUCAGCCUUCCUCACUGUCCAGCUGGAUGAUUCCAUGGGUGGAGUCGCAACACAGGUUCGCGUCACUCAGGGUCAAGAACCCUCCCAUCUCGUGAGCCUGUUUAAGGACAAGCCCCUGGUCAUCCACCUGGGUGGGACGUCCCGUAAGUGUGGAGAGACCAAGCCGAGCAGCACGCGGCUCUUUCACGUCCGCAAGAGCUGCACCAACGCCACCCGAGCCGUUGAGGUGAAGCCCCUUGCCUCCUCUCUGAACACCAAUGAUGUGUUUGUGCUGAAGACGCCUGACUGCCUUUUCCUGUGGAAGGGAAAAGGUGCGAGUUCGGACGAGGUGGCUGCAGCCAACUAUGUUGCCAGCCUCCUCGGAGGAACUGCUACUGUGCUGGAAGAGACACAAGAGCCAGCUAUUUUCUGGGCUGCUCUGGAUGGUAAGAAAGAAUACCAGACGUCCAAGGCCUUGCAGGGAGUGGUCCAUCUGCCACGACUCUUUGGAUGUUCAAACAAAACUGGCAGGCUAACGGUGGAAGAAGUGCCCGGUGAAUUCUCACAGAUUGACCUAGCAACUGAUGAUGUCAUGAUUCUGGACACCUGGGAUCAGAUUUUUGUUUGGAUCGGAAAGAAUGCAAAUGAAACGGAGAAAACUGAAUCACCAAAAAUGGCCAAACAGUACGUGGAUACAGACCCCUCUGGCCGUCGCGGUACCCCCAUCACCAUCCUUAAGCAGGGGGAGGAGAUCCCGUCCUUCACCGGAUGGUUCCAAGCUUGGGACCCAAACUUGUGGGAACAAGACCUUUAUGCCCAAUAGAAUUUAAUAGCAAAAACACCCUUUCUUCAAAUCUGGAUAGUUUGAAUGCUUAGCAUGCUUUGUUGACCUUGAAGCAUAAAUUGACACAUAAGAUGCAGCUUCUCUGCAGAUGAGCUUAGAGGGCAGUUUAGAGGUGUGAUGCAUGUUAAUAAAGAUUUAAAUAUUUACAGCUCACAAGUUUGGGGUCACAUCUUCUUGGAAGAUGAUUAAUCUAAUCCUACGUUUGACUUUCACCGAGACCUGAGAAUCUACAUUUUAUUCACACUGUCUCAGUCUGAAUAACUAACGCUGAGUCUGAGAAAAUUACAUUUGUUUUUAGAUAAAAUAAAAUUAAAAUGAUCAUAAAUCUAGUAGAAGACGAUUAAUUAUUGACCUCUGAUUUUUAAGGUGGUAUUUAUGUAAGUGAUCAGAGCCCUGGUUUUAGCAACUGUCUGUGCUGUUUCUGCAACAUGUUACCAAAAGCAAAUUUACCUUAAAAGGCUGCACAUGGUGGUUAGCACUGCUGCCUCACAGCGAGAAGAACACCGUAGACCAGGGAUCCUCAACUCCAGGUCUUGAGGUCCGGUGUCCUGCAGGUUUUAGAUGUGUCCCUGAUCCAACACACCUGAAUCA